CAAACUCCUACCCCAUCUAAUGGACAUCCACGUUCUUUCCGGCUCCUUCACCUCGUUCUCUCUUUUCCUCCUCGCCUUCUCGCCACUCAACCGCUCUCUCCGGCUUCUCCGCACCGUACCCGCCAUCGGCCCGCACCAGUACAUUACACAGACCCCUCAGGCCGUGUACGCGACGACAUGGGCUUCUCCACCGGCCCUGCAUGCGUGGUCCCUUCCUUCGCUAGCUCACAUCGGCAGUACUCCCAUAACGGCAACAUCGUCUUAUAUCACGAUACUUGACUCUCACGCCUACUCAAUGGGUGGUCCCACAGGAGAGAUUCACACUCUUGACCCUGCAACCGGAGCAUGGAAAAAGAAAAUACAAGAGAUUCUAUUUGUCGAAUCAGGAAAACUGGAUGAAGCCGAUAAGACAAGGAAAGCGCUGAGAUACGGUUCCCAUGCGAUAGAGUUCACGGCAGACGGAAACUAUGGUUUUGUUCCGGUCCUCGGGACGGAAGAGAUCCAUGUCUUUAAGAGAGGUAACAACGGGACACUCGAACGCGUAGCGAAAUCCAAAGGUCAUGCAGGAGACGGUCCACGGCACGUUAAAAUUCAUCCAAACGGAGAGGUUGUCUACUGCGUGACUGAACACAGCAACAAAUUAGUCGUAUACACCUUUAAUACGGCGCCUACACCAUCUCUCAAACUCCCCCUCUACGCUUCCGGCUCAUCGCGCUCCUACAGGGGUGACACACUGCUACUCGCGCCUUCAGCUAAGCAAAUAUUUGCGACCGCUCGUAGGGCAACGCACCUCGACCCAGGAUACAUUUCUGUCUUUUCUCUCUCCUCAUCCGGUCUGCUUAGCGGCCAAGUCGAGUACUACGAGACCCCGACCUCAGGAGGGAAAGCCCACGCUAUCGACUUGCUCCCAAAGGCUUCUGACUCUCUCUCUAUCCCAGCCGAGUCCCUAUGGAUAGUCUUAACAGACGACGACCCAUGCACGCAGGCGCCUGAACCCUGUGCGAGUGUACGCAUACUCGAAUGGGACGGCUGGGAUACAGGUGGGAUACGCGAAGUCGCAGCAUAUUCUGGGACGGAGAUGCAAGGUGGGAGCCACGCGAUUUUCUUGCGCGCAGAUGUAGAUGCCGAGGAAGUGGUGCGGCAUGAUGAACUGUAG
This is a messenger RNA of Desarmillaria tabescens, 1156 nucleotides long. RefSeq names its product Lactonase, 7-bladed beta-propeller-domain-containing protein. Gene Ontology annotation, molecular function: 6-phosphogluconolactonase activity; protein binding. Bases 20 to 1156 code for a protein of 378 amino acids. NCBI's taxonomy places the organism in Eukaryota, Fungi, Basidiomycota, Agaricomycetes, Agaricales, Physalacriaceae. The record is from RefSeq and is a predicted model, not a curated record. The transcript has 4 exons.